AUGAACAAAUUGCAAGCACAACUUACCGAGUUGAUCAAGACAACCAUUUCUGAAGAAAAUACCUCUUCCUCAUCAUCCAUAUCAUUGAACAGGAUUCAAUACUUGUCAAUACUUGAUCAUUUAGAAACAAUCAUUAAAAAACAAAAACAAGAAUAUUUAUGGGAAUUGAUUCAACAAGUUCCAACAGAAGUGAUGGUAGGAAAUAUUUGUCCAUAUUUACCUCUCGGAUUUUUAUUGAACGGAUCCAUGUUUUUAGUGUGUAAGAGAUGCAAGUUUUUUGACUGUUUUUACUUGAAAUCGAUGAGUUUGUUUGAAAAUCAUCGAGCUCGAGUAGAAGUUGAUAUUGAUGCAGAAAAGAUCAUGACACUGAGUGACAAUGAUGAUGACAAUGAUAACUCAACAAUGAACAAUGAAUCCGAUACUCAUCAUUCACACAGGCUUCCACUUUAUUCAUGUCACAUUGAGUCGAACAAAGUAGAUCGCGCUUCAAAAGAAACAGUCAAUUAUCUCAAUGAAGAGAACAUGUCAAAGGUGAGAGCUUGGUAA
Messenger RNA from Naegleria lovaniensis, 546 nucleotides. RefSeq lists its product as uncharacterized. The record is from RefSeq and is a predicted model, not a curated record. The transcript has 2 exons. Bases 1 to 546 code for a protein of 181 amino acids. NCBI's taxonomy places the organism in Eukaryota, Heterolobosea, Eutetramitea, Acrasida, Naegleriidae.